GAAUGCGUAGCCAUUGUUGGUGCUGCGAUCGUUAGUUUCUAGAUCCGAGAUCGUCAUGGGCACGGAAAGCCAUCCGAUUGUACGAGACUCCAGGAAAAUGUCGGUGGAGCUCGGCACGAGGCACUGAUACGAUAUUAGUGCGAGAGAUUGACGUCCGCAUUCGUAAGUGUGGAACUAGUUGGUCGGGCCGCGUCCGCGUUCGUCGCGUAUGCGAACCGAACGCUCGCACGAGUGAGAGUGAGUGAGUGAGUGAUACGGUGGGGCACACUCGGCGGCGGCCAUAACACCGACCAACCAAACUAGCGAGCAGGGAGAAAGCGUAGUGCGAGUCGAGUGUUCAAGACGUAGUGGUAGUGUUUUUCGAUAGAAUUCCUCGGAACAGUGGACUUCCAUUGAUCAGAAACGAAGCCAAGAUGCAGCAGGUGGAUACUAUCUCGCAAAAUAAUUCGUUAGAUGUGGAGGAGCGAGAAAGGCUGUGUAAUAUACCGAAGACAAGUGCACCUGGUAAGACAUCGACUACACCAGCGGUUCCUGCAAAGGAACCACCACCACGUGAUGAACCACCAGUAGAACCGGUGAAUGGUGUAGUCCAACCACCUGUGGUGCCACCACCUAAUCGCCCAGGACGUGUUACCAAUCAACUACAAUUUCUACAAAAAGGUGUGCUCAAACCAGUAUGGAAGCAUCAAUUCGCGUGGCCUUUUCAACAACCUGUAGAUGCCAAAAAACUCAAUUUACCAGAUUACCACAAACUUAUAAAACAACCAAUGGAUUUGGGCACAAUCAAAAAAAGAUUAGAGAAUACUUAUUACUGGAGCGGGAAAGAAUGUAUUCAAGAUUUCAAUACAAUGUUCACCAAUUGUUAUGUUUACAACAAACCUGGGGAAGAUGUUGUGGUUAUGGCACAAGCCCUGGAAAAAUUAUUUCUUACAAAGGUUGCACAAAUGCCAAAGGACGAGGUAGAACUCGAAGUUCCUGUCUCGAAGGGACCCAAAGGCAAGAAAGCUGGCAGGGUUGGAGCACCAGUGGGCGGAGUAGCAGGGGGUGCAGGAGGUACAGGUCGAGGUCGACCUUCUUCUGGUGCAGCUGCAGUUACUUCCAGUGUACCAAAUAGCUUAACGCCUUCAGCUACGUCUGCUGGAACAACAGGCGUUAUCCCCAUGCCUCCACUUGGCACCCAAGCACCUGCAUCUGUACCUGGGAGCACGAAUACGACUACUAUUGCUCCUCCAUCAAGCAUGGGAGUCACUCCCAUGGCAACUCACAAUUCUUUGCCUCAACAAGUGGUCCCUCCAACUAGCGGUUACCAUGCACAACCAGCAAUGGACCCGCAAGCAGCCUCUGCAGUACCCCCUCCUCCACAAGUUCCCACUGCACCUACAGUAAUGCCUCCAUCACAACCUGCAAAAGUUAAAAAGGGAGUGAAGAGAAAGGCUGAUACUACAACUCCUACUGCAAAUUCUUUUGAGCCUUUAUAUAAACUGGAUCCUAAAAAUGCCAAAAUACCUACAAGACGAGAAUCUGGCAGACAAAUAAAAAAGCCUCAGCAUACCACGGGAAAGUCGAAGGAAAAACUUUCCGAAGCUUUGAAGUCCUGCAAUGAAAUUUUGAAGGAACUGUUUUCGAAAAAGCAUUCGGGUUAUGCGUGGCCCUUCUACAAACCGGUGGAUGCAGAAUUAUUAGGUCUUCACGAUUAUCAUGAUAUAAUCAAGAAACCAAUGGAUCUUGGUACCGUGAAGACGAAGAUGGACAACCGUGAAUAUAAAACAGCACAAGAGUUUGCUAGUGAUGUACGACUCAUAUUUACGAAUUGUUAUAAAUAUAAUCCUCCUGAUCAUGAUGUUGUCGCAAUGGCUAGGAAACUUCAAGAUGUAUUCGAAAUGAGGUAUGCGAAAAUUCCGGAUGAACCAAUGGGAGGCAUGGUAGGCAUGAAAGGUAGCAGUAGUAGCGCCAGUAGCUCGGGGUCUGAAAGUUCUUCUGAAAGUGACGAUUCAGACGAAGAACGUACCCAAAAGUUGGUUGCUUUGCAGCAGGAGCUUAAAGCUAUGCAAGAGCAAAUGAGGAUACUUGUAGAAGAAAGCGGUAAAAAGAAGAGUAAAAAGAAGAAACCAGAAAAGACAAAAUCAAGGCCAAUGAGCAAUAAAAGUAGUAGCCUUGGCGCGAGUCAUACUGGUGCCGCGAAAGAGCUGAUGAAACCAAGUGGUGGAAUUCCAAAUGUGUCGGACAGUGUUGGUGCUAGUAUAGCGAGUGUUGCAAUGGGGGCAGGUGAUUUGAAAAUGCCUGGUGGUAUGGGUGGUGAUCUUCAUCAUUCAGCUAUAACAGUAGGACCUAACAAAACUCAUGCGCCAGGAAGUAUGAGUCAUCAUCUGCCAACGGCGACAAAUGCUAAGCCAAAGGGGAAGGGAAGAGGACCCGGUAAAGCUGCAACAGCUAAUACUGCAAAUAAAAGGCCGAAAGCAAACAGCAGAUCCGCUGGAACUAAAAAGAAGAGUGCCAGUAGUCAACCACCUCCGAUUACAUUUGACUCGGAGGAUGAAGACAAUGCUAAACCAAUGUCUUAUGAUGAGAAGCGGCAACUUAGCUUGGAUAUCAAUAAAUUACCUGGAGAUAAAUUAGGACGAGUCGUACAUAUAAUACAAUCUCGAGAGCCUUCAUUAAGGGACUCAAAUCCAGACGAGAUAGAAAUUGACUUUGAAACGCUAAAACCAUCCACUUUGAGGGAAUUAGAAAGCUACGUCGCUUCGUGUCUCAGAAAAAAGCCACAUAAGAAAGUUAGUGGUAAAUCUAAGGAUGAACAAAUGGCGGAGAAAAAACAGGAGCUAGAAAAAAGGUUACAAGAUGUUACAGGGCAGUUAGGCAAUGUUAAGAAAACUGCUAAGAAAGAAGACAGUAGUAAAUCAGUUGAUGUAGUUGGAACUGGAGGUGCCAGUGGGCCUUCACGGUUGUCAGCAUCAAGCAGUAGUAGCAGUGACAGUGACUCCAGCAGUAGUUCACUUUCUUCGAGCUCCAGUGAUUCAAGCGACAGUGAAGCAGGAAAUUCUUCGAAUCGUUCUCCAAGAAAGAAAGCAAAGAAGAAUGCACCAAGCACAGGGCCACCCCCAACAACAACUACUGUUACACCGGCAACUACCUUGAAUCACACCGGAGGUCUUUUAAUAAACAGUCAACCCCCAACAAAUUCUACGGGACCAAUAACAAAACCAGCUGUAACUCAGCCUAGCAAUAUAUCUUCGGAACAAGGUGGUAACAAUCAGCAGUCUGCGGCAGUAACUGCCGUUAUAGCUGGUCAAGGAAUGCCUGUAGCGAGUCACACAUCUAUGCCUGCGCAACCAUCGCGGCCUACAGCUAUGGCUACGGCUGCACCUGUAAAAAAACCUACUCCACCACCGACCACUUCUAAUCCACCAACUCCAUCGGUCUCUGUACCAACUCCACCGCCAAGUGUUACACCCACAAACACAAACUCUAUGGUAGCUUCACCGGUUGUGUCGCAAUCACUACAGCCACCCACAUCCGUUAGUUCCUUUUCAAAUGCAAACACGCCUGUACCGACAGACGGGACAACUUUAACUCAGCCGUCAGACCUUUUGCAACCGUAUAAUACUCUAGCUCCUGUGCCUACUACGCAAACAUCAUUGGAACAAGCGAUGUCGAUAAAAAAAGAACCGCACAUAGCAAUGAUUCAAGCACCACACACGACAACAAAUAAUACCAAUUUGAAUUUACUGCCGGAUGUAAAAGCACCAGUAAACAUGAUGCCCACAAGUAUGGCUAAUUUAAAUUUGGGCAACAUAACGAUGGCGAAUCUUAAUAUGAAUUUGCCGCAAGGAUUGGCGACGCAUAUGUCGAUGCACAAUCAGUUGGAGAGUAUGAUAAAUACUACUUCGUCAUUGAGCAGUAUACAAAAUUCACAUAACGUUGCAAUGUCGCAGCAGCAUUCCAAUGGAUUUUCUAAUAUCAAGCGCGAGAAUUCUCCGCCUAAUAUGUUAAAUAACAACGGUAUACCUGGAGUCAGCAUGGGAAUCAAUAUGGGCGGAAUGAGUUCAAUUUUUGACCCCUUGCCCAUUGUUUCUAUGCCCAUGCAAAUAUCUCAAAUGCCAAUAAAGAAAGAAGAGAAACCGCUACCUAUUUCUCAACCACAAAUGGCUCAAAAGCCUAUGGAUGCCGGAGCUCUUUUUGCAGAAAUGAGUACAUUAGGAAUGCCACCAAUGGGGAAUCAUUCGAGUUCUCAGCUCAUGCCUGAAAAGAAGAUGACGCCACCAGACUCAAAGAAUCCUGCGGCGAAUUUUGCAUCAGCCUUUAAGAAUAAGACUGUAGAACAGAAUGUGAAAAAUGCCUCAUCGUGGUCGUCCCUGGCUCAAGCAUCGAGUCCGCAAUCUGCCACAGGAAGCAGCAUGAAGAGUGCUGCUAGGGACUCAUUUCAAGCAUUCAAAAAGCAGGCCAAGGAAAAGCAAGAUAGGCAAAGGGCUCUACUGGAACAACAAGAGAUGCGUAGACAACAGAAGGAACAGGCGGAGAGGGAGCGUUUGAGGCAAGAGAACGAAAGAAGAAGAGAGCGAGAAGAAGAAGACGCGCUAGACAAAGUUAGGAAAACUGUUGGUGACCAACAGGGAAGUGUAAUGACUCCUACAUCGAGGGCAGAAGAGGUCAAGGCCAUUGUCGAUACGGAUAGCAGUAGUCCAAGUCAUUCAUCCAGUCAGGACAAGGCGGCUGCUGAAAGAGAACGUCAGAGGCUACGGGAGCAAGAACGACGGCGCCGCGAAGCGAUGGCUGGGCAUAUAGACAUGAACAUGCAAAGUGAUUUGAUGGCUGCGUUUGAGGAAUCGUUAUAAUGUUAUUUGCUGCUCUUUAUAUACCCACUGAAACCGGGCAGGACUUGGCUGAAUGUUUGGCGCUGGACGGUACCGCAGAAAAAAAUACGUAUUAAUAUAUACGUCAGUCAAUAAUGAAACGAUAAAUAAUAACGAUAAUUUAAAAGAAAAAAGAACAAUACAGAGCAAACGAUAAAUCGAUAAAGUAAGAGGAAGUCGGUGUAAUAGUUAAAAAAAAAAAAAUGGUGGUGCGGGUUGGGACAUUCCAACGGAGAAUCCUAAUUAUGAUUGUUCGCGGGUAACACGGACAACUCAAAGAGACAGUUUAUUAAAUGACGCAGAACUAAUUGUGUGUAAUCGACGGACACCUAAGUGUGACCAUGUAAUUAGAUAAAAUACUUACACGACACUUUGAAAAUGCUACACUGACAAUUGUGUUACAUUUUUCCGGUUUUCAUAAGUUUGUACUUUAUGUAAAUUUGGAAACAGAAGAAAAAAAUAUUACGCAGAAUAUAAGUGAAAGCAAGAAUCGAGCGAUAGAGAGAGUAAAACGUGAGAAUGUCGCCGCGUGUAUUUGAUGAAUGCAUGUAGGGCGCACGAAAGAGAGAGAGAGAGAGAGAGAGAGAGAGAGAGAGAGAG
Dufourea novaeangliae is the source of this 5450-nucleotide messenger RNA. RefSeq names its product bromodomain-containing protein 2-like. The coding region runs from base 414 to 4832 and encodes 1472 amino acids. Gene Ontology annotation, cellular component: nucleus; chromatin. The transcript has 22 exons. Gene Ontology annotation, biological process: regulation of DNA-templated transcription; chromatin remodeling. Lineage: Eukaryota; Metazoa; Arthropoda; Insecta; Hymenoptera; Halictidae. The record is from RefSeq and is a predicted model, not a curated record.